GGGCCGAGUGGGCGAAGGAGCGGCCCCAAGGCCACGUGUGUGCGCGCCUGCUCCAAGGCGGCCCCCUGGAGCCUCUUCACCGAGGGGUCUCGGGCCCCAGUUUCCGCCUCUGUGGCUUUCCGGCCCCAGACCACCUCUCCAGGCAGGGUUGACCCCGAGGGUCGCCCCUCUGGCGGCCCGGAUCAGGGGUUGAGGGCCCGGGCAACUGAGGUGAAGCCAUGUGGCAGCUGCUUAUUCCGCUGGCCCUGUGGCUGGAUGCAGUGGGCUUGGGCAGGGCCGAGCUCACAGGGGUGCAGCGCAGGGCCCUACAGGUGGCCCUGGAGGAGUUCCACAAGCACCCACCUGUGCAGUGGGCUUUCCAGGAGACUGGUGUGGACAGCGCUGUGGACACGCCCUUCCCAGCGGGCACCUUUGUGAGGUUGGAAUUUAAGCUCCAGCAGACAAACUGCCGGAAGAAGGACUGGAAGAAACCAGAGUGCAAAGCUAAGCCCGCUGGGAGGAAGCGAAAAUGCCUGGCCUGCAUCAAACUGAACUCUGAAGAUAAAGUUCUGGGCAGAAUGGUUCACUGCCCUAUACACACGCCAGGACGACAGGAGCCCCAGGAACACCAGGAGACCCAGUGCAGCAGGGUGGAGCGGGCCGGCGAGGACCCUCACAGCUACUACUUCCCAGGACAAUUUGCCUUCGUAAAGGCGCUGCCCCCCAGCUGAGCCCUGGACUGGUAGGCAGCCAGGGGGCAGGGAUAGCCCUUGGGUUGGAGAUGCUGCUGCUGGACUGUGGGAGAAGGGGAGGGGAUGGAUUAGAGCCUGGAAGGAAGCUGGCCCUCCCUCACCCACCAGAACCUCAGAGCGAACCUCAGAGCAUCCGAACCUCAGAGCGUCCGUUGUUUGUAGAAUUUCAUCCCACUUCCUGCACAGCUGGGCUUGCUGCCUCGUGAAAGGCCUGCCCUCUUAGGCAGAAGAUCUGCUCACAUCCUGGGCUAAUAAAACUGCUCUCAGACCCUG
Molecule: messenger RNA, 1004 nt
Organism: Ictidomys tridecemlineatus (thirteen-lined ground squirrel)
Lineage: Eukaryota; Metazoa; Chordata; Mammalia; Rodentia; Sciuridae
Gene: Rarres2
Product: retinoic acid receptor responder 2
Biological process (GO): innate immune response; inflammatory response; positive regulation of chemotaxis
Cellular component (GO): extracellular matrix
Molecular function (GO): signaling receptor binding
Source: RefSeq, a predicted model, not a curated record